Molecule: messenger RNA, 1533 nt
Organism: Trichogramma pretiosum
Lineage: Eukaryota; Metazoa; Arthropoda; Insecta; Hymenoptera; Trichogrammatidae
Product: ankyrin-3-like
Exons: 4
Coding region: 1-1533 (510 amino acids)
Molecular function (GO): protein binding
Source: RefSeq, a predicted model, not a curated record
AUGGAUUGGCUACUCUCGGAGAUCGCCAAGUCGGCCGAUGGCGAUGUGGUCGAGGCGGCACCGACGAGGAAACUCAUCGAAUUCGUGAUCGGGACGGGCUACAAGGACGAGCCCGAACUGGACGAAGACGGCACGAUGCGCACCACGGCAGUGCAUCGAGCCAUCGAACACGGCGGAUCGUUGAUCGGCGAACUCUUCGCGAUAUACGACAGAUUCGAGGCGAACUACCUCGACGAGGAUCCCAACUACCUCACUGACACGCCGCUGCACUGGGCCAUGCGCGCCAAAAACGAGAAGGUGGUCAAGUGGCUGCUGAGAAGAGGGGCUGAUCCGAGAUUGGUCAAUGACAAGGGACGGACACCUCUGCACGUCGCGAGCGCCGGACAAGACGACAACGUCGAAACCAUGGAGCAUUUUUUCAAGAUUGUAGAGGAAACAGGGCAAAGCUUGGAUAUCGACGCCAGGGAAAAGCUCGGUUGGACGCCGUUGCAUCUGGCCGCUUACUACAGCCAAGGAAAGAGAGCCGAGUCGCUGCUGAGUCGAGGCGCCUGUCCUAAUUCGGCUUGCAACGACGGAUCCACGGCUCUGCACGUUAUCUGUGACAGCGAGAAACUCGACAACUUCAUGGGGCUAUUCUUCAAGCACGUCGAGAGAGCGAAUCGACCGAUAGAGCUCGAUGCCCGGAGAAAGGAGGGCAACUCACCGCUGCUGCGGGAGCUGAAGAGACGCAGGAAGCGGACGGCCCUGGUGCUGCUGCGAGAAGGGGCCGAUCCGAGUCAGACCGACAAAAACGGAAGGACGCGGCUCUGCACUGGAUCACUGCGUCGCAGGGGCCGGAUCGACGCCCGCGACGAGUCGGUCGACACGGCCCUGCAUCUGGCUCUGGGCAACGGGAUAAAUCGGAAAGCUUCGUAUCUGCUGCUGAGAGGCGCCGAUCCGAGUUUGGCCACCGCGUACGGAUCGAAUCCGCUGCACUUGAUCAGCCAGUGCAGCCUAGUUGAGGAUUACAUGGUGAACGAAUUUUUCAAGAUCGCCGAGGACCUGAAUGAAACGGUGCCGAUCGACGCCCUGGAUAAGAUGGGUAACGCGCCGUUACACCUAGCUCCGACGCACGAGCGCGAGGACGCGAUGGAGUUCCUGCUGAGACACGCGGCUGAUCAAGAUUUGACCAAUGCGGAAGGUCUGACGCCGCUGCACGUCGUUUGCCAGGGGAGUCUCGACGAGGUGCGGUUUUUGGAUCGAUUUUUUGAGAUCGCCGAAGAGGAAAACGAAAAGAAAAAGGCCGAAUGGCUGCUGAGGAGAGGCGCAGAUCCAAACGCAGUCAACGAGGAGGGAUCGACGUCUCUGCACCACAUUACAUCGCGAAAAAUAGACGACGACUUAAUGGAGUGGUUUUUAGUGAUCUGCGAUGAUAUCCAGCGGACGGUGCCGAUCGACACCAAGGACAAGUCGGGCAAUACGCCGUUGCACUUGGCUCUGGAAGCAGACGGCAAGAAGAUGGCCCGGUAUCUACUGGAGAGGGGGGCCGAUUAG